This is a messenger RNA of Anopheles arabiensis, 2566 nucleotides long. RefSeq names its product tetratricopeptide repeat protein 27. The coding region runs from base 47 to 2470 and encodes 807 amino acids. The transcript has 3 exons. The record is from RefSeq and is a predicted model, not a curated record. Gene Ontology annotation, molecular function: protein binding. NCBI's taxonomy places the organism in Eukaryota, Metazoa, Arthropoda, Insecta, Diptera, Culicidae.
AAACCUCCAUCUGUCAACAGCGGUAAACACAUGUGAACUGCUUUCCAUGCGUGCACGAGAGUUGGAAAUACGAUUCCCCGCUCAAUCGCCUGCCACGAUGGAUUCCUUGCUGGCGAGCUUAAAACAACGCAACGCUCCCGAACCUUCCGGCCGGUACUAUGCGGCUCUGCUGCAAGCCGACUGGGGCACGCUGCUCAACUCCAGCACGUUCGCCGAAGUGCUCGAGCAUGAAACGCUUCAAACCGAUGCUUCCAGUGAGGAACUGCUUCACCUGGCCAUCGGCAGCUUGCUGGCCUUUGUCCAGUACAACUUCCUUGGCCCGCGGGAAAAACACACCGAAGGACAGCAGCAGCAACAAUUCGACCUUCUAGCCCAGCUUGGUUCCGAUGGAGAGGAGCUAAACGUAAAUGUAGCGCGAGCGGACUGUUUGCUUGUCUGUAAGAAGAUAUUCGAGCAUCUCGUUAAUCUCGCCACGGAGCCGAACGAAGCGCCCUCCGAGCAGUACUGCUUGCGACUCUGGUAUCAGCGCUAUUUGCUCAUCCAUCAGCGCUGCAUGGACGAUCUUACCCACAGUCUGUACGAACGGUUCAACACGAAUGUGGCCGCACUGGAGGCAGCCGUAGCCGAUGCGGACAAAGCAACGAAAUUGGAAACCUUUCUAGAGAUACUGUUCGGAUUUGUGCAGUUUAAGCGCAUUACAAAGUCGGAACAGUGGCUCGAGAAGCUGGAAGCCGUCUCGUCCGUUACCCUGUCGGUGGAGGGUGUGCUGGGAGUGCGCACCAAGUUCCAGCAGAACCCACUGCCCCAGCUCACCCUUCGGCUGCAGGGCGUCAGCGAGCUGGGACUGCCCGGUGCGGUGGAAACGCACGGCCAUCUGAAGCUGCCGGCGAUACUGAAGCUCGAGGAUGAGGUGCGGCUGGAAAAGGUUAAGUUUAUGAGCGAGCAGGAGAACGAGGACGUGCAGCUGCCCGCGCUGGUACAGAACAUGGUGCUCGGGAAGGUAUACUUUCUGUACGUGUCGCAGCCGAAGGAGCAAUUGACGCUGGAAGAGAUACAACCCUACAUCACGUCGCUCGUUUACCAGCAGCACGGACCGUGGGCAACCCGUGUCGCCACCCUUUUCCUCAACGCCACCACCGAGGCAACGCACAAGCGCACGGUCGACCGAUCGUUGCGCCAGAUCGAGGACUUGCAGCAGCAGCUUGACACACCUUCGGGUGAAACGGCCGCCAUCCCGAUAGCGGACCGGCUGUCGAUGGCGUUCAGCUCGUGGCCCAUCGCCAGCUGGCAGAUGAAGGAAAAGCUGGCCGACGUGAUGGUCAGCCUGGGCAUGGUGAAGGGUGCGCUCGACAUUUACCAGCAGGUGCAGAGCUGGGAGAACGUGAUCGACUGCUACACGGUGCUCGAGAUGCGCCAUCUCGCCGCCACCGUCAUCAAUCAGCUGAUCGAACGGAACGGCCCCUCGGUCCGGCUGUACUGCAUGCUCGGUGACGCUACGGACGACGUGGACUGCUACCGGCGUGCCUGGGAGCUGUCCAGCGAAAAGAGUGCGAAAGCGCAACGGCACUGGGGCAACUAUUACUUCGCGCGCAAGGACUACGCGGCCGCGAUCGAGCAUCUGCGCCGUUCGAUCGAGAUAAACUGCCUGCAGGAGCGGAUCCUGCUGCGGCUUGGGUACUCCGCCCUGCAGCUGGAGCGGUGGGAGGAGGCCGCUUACGCCUACCGGCUGUACACCUCGCUCGAGAGCCACGGGUUCGAGCCGUGGAACAAUCUCGCCAAGGCGUACAUCAUGCUGGGGGAAAAGGCGCGCGCGCACAAGGUGCUGCAGGAGGCGCUCAAGUGCAACUUCAGCAACUGGAAGGUGUGGGAAAACUAUCUGCUCGUUUGUGUCGAUACGCGCAACGUUGGCGAUGCGCUGAACGCGUACGAGCGGCUGCUCGAGCUGAAGGAGCGCCACUACGACAAGGAGGUGCUGGAACUGGUCGUGCGCGCGAUCGUGCUGGGGGAAAAGGACGCCGAUGGGGUGUCGUGUGGUCGGUUGAAGCAGAAAGCGAUCAAGCUGCUCGGUCAUGCCUGUGCCCAGCAGCCCAACAAUGGGUAUCUGUACGAGCUGGCGGCCGAGCUGGAGGAUGCGGACCAGCUGAAGCGCUGCCAGAAGCUGCAGAACGCGUACCGCGGCUACACGCAGUCGAACAGUCAGUGGUCUAAAGCGCCGGAGAGCGCUCUGACGGUGGUGAACCUAAGCGUUGAGCUUUGCGAACGCUCGCUGAAGGCAUUUGUGGACGGAAAGCAGGAGACGGACCGGUUAGUGCCGCUACGAUCGCAGCUCUCUUCGGCCCGGCUCAGUGGGCAGGCGUGCUUACGCUCCGCUAGCAAGGAAGCGUGGCCAGAGUGUGCCGAACCGUUGGCGGCGCUGGAACGUUUGGUGGAACAAAUGACGACCCAAUUGAAGGAAGCGAUGGCCCAAUAGGGGAGCAUGUUUUUCUUUCGCUAAGCGAACGCAGACACUCACACACACUUCCCUUCAAAUAAAGCAUUUAUUAUCUACUUUUAAAUUUAAUGCAAA